This is a messenger RNA of Leptopilina heterotoma, 5113 nucleotides long. RefSeq lists its product as uncharacterized. Gene Ontology annotation, molecular function: oxidoreductase activity, acting on paired donors, with incorporation or reduction of molecular oxygen; iron ion binding; heme binding. The transcript is spliced from 3 exons. NCBI's taxonomy places the organism in Eukaryota, Metazoa, Arthropoda, Insecta, Hymenoptera, Figitidae. The record is from RefSeq and is a predicted model, not a curated record. Bases 64 to 4737 code for a protein of 1557 amino acids.
UCAGGGACAAUAUUAAAACUCUCCAGUUGAAAUUUAACCUCCCAAAGAACCACACAAGAAAAAAUGGAUCUAAUUCUACUAAUCACCAUAAUCACCAUUAUUUUAUCAAUCCUUUACUAUUAUCUCAUUAGUAAUUAUAAAUACUGGCAAAAUCAAGGUAUUCCCCACGCGCAAAAUAUAAUUCCCGGUUUUGGUAAUAUCCUCCCAGUGCUUUUGCAAAGACAAAGUUUUCCCGCAAUGUGUGAAAAAUGGUACAAAAAAUACAAUCACAGUAUGUUCGGACUGUAUCAAAUGAGAACACCAACAUUACUCAUUCGUGAUCCAGAAUUAGUGAAAACAGUUUUAUUAACAAAUUUCUCAAAUUUCGCCAACAAUCAAUUUGAUGUAACAAAUUCAAAAUUCGAUACAAUAUUUAGAAUUAAUCCCUUCUUCUCCAAUACAGACACAUGGAAAGAGAAUCGUGCACCAUUGACAAAUGGAUUUUCAAGUAAAAAAUUAAAACUAAUGCUUCCGUGUAUUAAUGAUGUUGGUAAAAAUCUCGAGAUUUAUUUGAAGCGAAAAAUUGCAUUGCAUCAUGGAAAUUUUGAGCUUGAGUUAAAAAAAUUUUCCAAUAUGUUCACCGGUGAAAUUUCAGCGGCCGCAAUUGGAUUUCAAGGUCAUAACUUUCAAGAUGAAACUGAAUCAACAAAGGGCCGCUGGGCUUAUAAGAGGUUUAUCGAAAGAUUUUUCUCUGAACCAUUUUUCACCGGUGGAAUUCAACAGGUGAUUUUUCUCUUCUUACCGCGAUUGGCAAAUUUUUUCCAUCUCACAAUGAUACCCGAGUAUGUCUAUAAAUUUUUUCACGACACCUUAAAAAAUAUUCUCACAUAUCGAAAAAAUGAGAAUUUACGAAGUUGUGAUUUUUUGCAAAUAAUGGUGGACUAUUUCAAGGCGAAUGAAAUGAGUGUUAAUGACAAUGAAACAUUAAUAUCGCACGUAGUGACGUUUGCUGUCGAAAUUUACGAAACGUCCGCAAUUACUUUAAGUUUUUUACUAUUUCAAUUGGCGGCUCAUCAGGAGAUUCAAGAAAAGGUGAGAGUGGAAGUGAAAAAAUUCGUCGAAAAAUCAAACGGUAAAUUGGAAUAUGAUGAUUUUAGAGAGAUGACAUAUCUCGAACAGGUGUUAAAUGAAUCGAUGAGAUUGAAUCAUGUGAUUGGGACUAUGAUGAAAGUUUGUACUAAAGAGACGCAAUUAAUUGGAUCGGAUGGUUUAUCGUGUACAAUGAAACCGGGCAAUGUGGCGGUAAUAUCAACCUAUGGAUUGCAAAUGGAUCCAAAUCAUUGGCCUAAUCCGGAGAAAUUUGAUCCUGAUCGAUUUGGUGAUGAGCAAAAGGCAGGACGGCAUAAAUUUACAUUCAUUCCCUUUGGUGAAGGACCAAGAAUUUGCGUUGGCAUGCGAUUUGCAACAAUAAUCAUUAAAAUGGUAGUGGCAAUUAUUCUAAAGGACUAUCAUAUUCAAGUUUCGCCAAAGACUCCUUUACCUCUUAAAAAAAAUGAAGCGAGUUUUAUGACUGCUUUCGAAGAAGGACUACACGUCGUUAUCAAACAACCUCCAUCAAGAAUGGAGCCAUUUUCCCUGCUAAUUCUCGUGGCAUUAAUAUUUUUAGCUCUCUAUUAUUUUUUAACAUGGAACAGAAAUUUUUGGCAAAAACAAGGCGUACCAUACGCAACAGGAACAAUUCCCCUCAUUGGAAAUAUGUCCUCCGUUCUAUUUUUAAAACAAAGUUUCAAUAGUCUUUGCGAAAAAUAUUACAAGGACAAUAAAAAUGUCAGUAUGUUCGGAUUUUAUCAAUUCACAACGCCAACAUUACUUAUUCGUGAUCCUGAAUUAAUGAAAAAUAUUUUACUAACAAAUUUCGCCAAUUUUCCUGACAACCAAUUUCAAGUGACUUGCGAGAAAAAGGACUCGCUCAUCUCAGUGAAUCCCUUUUUCUCCAAAAUGAAUAAACACUGGAGAGACAGUCGAGCGCCACUCUCAAAUGCAUUCUCAAGCAAGAAAUUAAAGGCAUUGUUUGUUCUUGUACAAGAUGUUGCAUCAAGAAUGGAGGACUACAUCACAAUGAAAAUUCAUCAGCAAAAUGGUCAAGCAGAAUUGGAAUUUAAACAACUCUUCAAUCUCUACACUGGUGAAAUAUCGGCAGCUGGCGUUGGAAUUAGGGGCAAUAAUUUUGAGGACGAUUUUAAAACAGAAAAAAAUGAAUGGAGUUACAAGAAUAUGCUUGAGGAAAUAUUUAAUACACCAUUCUUUGCCGGUGGACUGCUGCAAGUAAUAUUUGUCAACAUUCCCCGUUUGGGACAAAUUUUCAAUAUUGCCAUGACUCCCAAGGGUGUUGAUUCCUUCUUUCGUAAUACAGUGAGAAAAAUUCUCACCCAACGAAAAAUUGAGAAGCAAAAUUACAGCGAUUUUUUGCAAAUAAUCAGUGACUACGUGACAGCAAAUCCCUCAUCAAUUGACGAGGAAACAUUAAUAGCCUCCCAUAUGUUAUCAUACACGGCCGAAAUUUACGAAACAUCAGCAAUCACUCUAAGUUUCACAGCAUUUCAAUUGGCAGUUUAUCCCGAAAUACAGGAGAAAGUACGUCAAGAAUUACGAGUGAUACUCAAGAAAUACAAUGGUAAAUUAGAAUACGAGGCAUUACAGGAAAUGAAAUAUUUCGAUCAAGUUCUAAGUGAAUCAAUGCGUCAAAAUCACGUUGUGGGAACAAUGGUGAAAAUUUGUCGCAAAGAAACUGAAUUAAUUGGUGCGGAUGGAAUUUCUUGUCGUCUAAAACCAGGUAAUUUGGCAGUAAUAUCAACCUACGGUCUACAAAUGGAUCCAAAUCAUUGGCCCGAUCCGGAGAAAUUUGAUCCCGAUAGAUUUAGUGAUGAGCAAAAAGUGGGACGUCAUAAAUUUGCCUUUCUUCCCUUUGGCGAAGGACCGAGAAUAUGUGUUGGAAUGAGAAUGGCUAUUAUGAUGAUUAAAAUGGCGAUAGCAACAAUAUUAAAAGAUUUUUCAUUAGAAGUUUCACCAAAGACCCCAUUGCCACUGGUGAGAAAUGAGGCGCGUUUUUUGAGCGCUUAUCAUAAAGGUCUGUGGGUUAUCUUAAAACCCGUAAUUUAUCACGCUUCACUACAAAAACCACUUGCAGUACAUUUUGCAACUUUAGUCUGUAAAUUCAUUUCACCAAAGAUGGAUUUAAUUUACCUUCUCGUUCUAGUAAUUAUUAUAUUGACAUCCCUCUAUGUUUAUUUAACAUGGAAUUACGAUUACUGGCAAACACAAGGCAUACCCUGCGAUGAAAAUAUUAUUCCCGGUUUGGGUAACAUUUCAUCAAUCAUUUUUCUCCGUCAAAAUUUAGCCAAUUUGUGUGAAAAAUAUUACAAGAAACAUAAGCACAGUAUGUAUGGAUUUUAUCAAUUAACAACACCAUCAUUACUCGUACGAGAUCCGGAUUUGGCGAAAAAAAUUCUAUUGACAAAUUUCGCAAAUUUCGCCGACAAUCUAGUUGAAUUGAGUUCACCAAAGAAAGAUGAACUUCUUCAGUACAAUCCAUUCUUUUCGAAACAAAAGACCUGGAAGACCAACCGAGUUGCUAUUUCAAAUGCAUUCUCAAGUAAAAAACUCAAACUAAUGUUCAUCUUUAUUCAAGAUGUGACGGCAAAACUGGAAAAAUAUCUCAAAAAAAUGGUUAAAGACGAAAAGGAAAUUGAAUUAAAACAAUUUUUCAAUCUUUACACCGGUGAACUUGCAACAACAGGAAUUGGUGUUCAAGGUCACAAUUUUCAAGACGAACAAUUUUCAAGUGAUAAAUGGCUCACAAAAAAAUCUCUCGAGGAGAUUUUCGGAUCACCAGCAUUUGCUGGCGGUUCAAUUCAAGUUAUUUUCAAUCACAUACCAAAAUUGGCGAAACUAAUGGACAUUUCGGUAAUAAAACAUAGUGUCAAUAAUUAUUAUCGCGAAGUAGUGAAAAAUAUUCUUGCCUACAGAAAAGAAAAUAAUAUCGUGGGCAACGAUUUUCUACAAAUAAUAACCGAUUACGUAAGAUCUCAUGCGUCACACACAGACGAACAGGCGGCAAUUGCAUCUUAUUGCUUAUCGUUUACAGUUGAAGUUUACGAGACAACAGCAAUGACUUUGAGUUUUACCGUAUUUCAAGUAGCAGCUAACUCUCAAGUUCAAGAAAAGGCGAGAAAUGAAAUUCGAAGUAUUCUCGAGAAACAUGAUGGACAAUUGGACUACGAGAUUCUAAAAGAAUUCACAUAUUUGGAACAAAUAAUUAAUGAAGGUAUGCGAAUGAAUCAUGUACUGGGAAUAUUGAUGAAAAAAUGCACAAAGGAAACGCAAUUGACCGGAUCGGAUGGACUAUCGUGUACAGUAAAACCUGGACAAUCGGUUCUUAUAUCAACUUAUGGUUUACAAAUGGAUCCGGAUUAUUGGCCAGAACCGGAGAAAUUCGAUCCCGAACGAUUUAGGGAUAAUUGGAGUGAAGUAAGAAAUAAAUUUGCUUUCCUUCCAUUUGGCGAAGGGCCGAGAAUUUGUGUUGGUAUGCGUAUGGCAAUGAUAACUAUGAAAUUUGCACUAAUAACUGUUUUAAAUAAUUUCUCAUUGCAACUAUCGCCGAAGGCUUCAUUUCCCUUAGUGAGAAGUGAAUCGAAAUUUUUGAGUGCCUAUGAAAAGGGACUUUGGGUUACCAUGAAACCUCUACCACAAUCAUCAUAAACGGAAGGAGCAAUAAAAUUUUAACGCAUCGAGAUUUAUCUGAUUUUGACGUUUUUGUUUUUGAUGGCAAUUUUUUCCGUCAUUUUUUAUGAGCAUAUUCUGCACGCAAAAAACUAUAGAGUACAAUAUAGUGACAAUAUUUUGUAGCAGACAUCGAAUAGCCCUGGUUUAAUAAUCUAUUUAUUAAACUUUAAAAUAAAAUAUAUUUCCGUGUAACUUUUGCUAAUUACAAUAAGUGAAAUCUAAAUUUACAGAAAGUUCUGCGCAUUUCUACCAACUUUUUCGUAUUUUGUAGAGUAAAUUUCGCUACGUUCGAAAUACAUUUUACUAAACUUUACUCUCUAAAUCCAAUUCAAAUAAAUUCCAUUGAAGAUAA